Messenger RNA from Yarrowia lipolytica CLIB122, 489 nucleotides. RefSeq lists its product as uncharacterized. NCBI's taxonomy places the organism in Eukaryota, Fungi, Ascomycota, Dipodascomycetes, Dipodascales. The record is from RefSeq and is a predicted model, not a curated record. Gene Ontology annotation, cellular component: mitochondrial outer membrane; peroxisomal membrane. Gene Ontology annotation, molecular function: protein binding. Gene Ontology annotation, biological process: autophagy of mitochondrion; mitochondrial fission; peroxisome fission.
AUGUACUAUCCGCCAUACACAACCAUGAAGAAGGAGGACUAUUUGCCCAACCUCGUCGAUAUCGAGUCUCCGCUCUCGGACGAAGAGCUCUACGUUCUUUCUCAACAGUACAACAACGAGGGCGACUUUGUCUCGGUGCAGACCCGCUUCAACUAUGCCUGGGGUCUGAUCAAGUCUCGAAAGGUCGAGGACCAGCAGCUGGGAGUGCAGAUCCUGGCCCAGGUGUACAAGGACACGCCCUCUCGACGUCGAGAGUGCCUCUACUACCUUGCCAUCGGCUCCUACAAGCUUGGCGAAUACACAGAUGCUCGGAAAUACUGCGACCUGUUGCUGCAGAUCGAGCCCGAUGACCCCCAGAGCGCCAAGCUGCGUCAGAUCAUCGAGGACAAGCUGGCCAAGGAGGGCAUGAUUGGAAUUGCUAUUGUGGGAGGAGUCAUUGCGGUGGGAGCUGCUGUUCUGGGCGCCGUGUUGAGCCAGAAAAAACGGUGA